UAACAUUGAACUGUCACAUAAGUUAAAGAAAACUGAGCGAAUUUAAUUUUUUACACCUUGAAAAUAUAAAAUAACCAUAGAGUCAAGCUUUACAAGAUACAGAAUUUAUUUUAAUAGCCAUAUCGCAUACAUUCUGUAGCAGCUUCUGCAUGCAAAGAAUAAUCUAAACGUAAUUAGUUGAGCAACAGCAGCAAUGGAAGAAGUAAAUAUCUCGGAAACAGAAUCUCGAUAUUAUUCGGAUCUAUUCAAUGUCUGCGACGUUGAAAAGAGGGCAUCUAAAGUUCCAAAUCUGAAAGCGACGGAAAUGUUUCGAUCAGCCAAUUUAGAAAAUGAUAUUCUAAAACAGAUCACAACACUAUCUGGAAUUUCGCAGUCAUCAACGCACAUGUCACGUGUGCAAUUUUAUUCAUGCCUGAAAUUUAUAGCUGCCUAUCAAGCGGGACUACCACUGCGACACGAAAUGUUGGCCUCAACUGUAGCACUUCCAUUGCCAAAAUUUAGUUGGAAAGAUUCGCCCGUUCAAAACACAGAAACGGAAUUGAAUGGACGGAAUGAUAUGAAUCGUAGCUCCAGCAUCAAUGACUUAGUUAGGGAAAAUCUAAAUAAUGCAACAAAUUCGGAUAAUAUGACCAGCACCGAUUCCGAGGUGGAACAGAACGAUAGUCAGUCGCAUGAACGGCGUCGUCACGGCGGUUCGCCAGAAGCAUGGAGCACGGCAAGUGAUAGUCCAACUCCGACAAAUAGUGUAACAGAACGUCCUUGGGCGAAAACAAAUUUAUGGCAUGGUUUGCUAUGCGAAGAACAAAGACAAUUACUUGGCACUGAGGAAGAAUCUUCCGAUCGACAUAGCAGCGAAGAUGACAAUGACACGGACUUGGAGGCCAUUUAUCAGAUUACACCCGAGCAACGAGAGUAUUAUCUAACUCAAUUCCGAACCCUGCAGCCCGACAAAAGUAAAUUGUUGUCGGGGCCGAAUGCUAGAGUCUUCUUUGAAAAAUCUCGAAUUCCUGUCGACGAACUGCGACACAUAUGGCAACUUUGCGAUGUAACCAAAGACGGUGCAUUGAGUCUGGGCGAGUUUACAGCAGCGAUGCACUUAGUCGUCUUGCGUAGAAACAACAUUCCAUUGCCACCUGUAUUGCCGGCAUGUUUGAUGCCAACACUAAAUGAAACACGGCCAUCGGAGCCGCUUGAAGCGGAUCUACUCCAUCUUGACGAUGAAGCAGUAGAUUUUCAACCGAAUGCCAACGACUUGAAACGAAUGAUAUCGUCGCACAUACACGAGACGACUGUAAUUCCGCAGAGCAGCUCUAUACCGAAUAAGGUCAAUCAGUCGAGUCCUACGAUGUCCAACAAAUCUCAAACGAUCCACACACGAUCGAAUUCGAAUAGUCCAUCGGUUGAGCCAGUCACACCACCCAAACAACAUAAAGAAAUCGAUUGGAACAAUCAGAGCAAGGAAUGGACGAAAUUUACCGAAUCUCCUACGUCAAAUGUAUCGAGUCCGGGUCCGAAACCCGUUAACAUUGAUAUGCAACGUACUGCACAAGCCGUGUUGUCCGAUCCACAAAUAUUACAUCCGGUACCAGUGCGUGUUACGCCGAUCGGUAAUUUUGUUUUCGCAAUAAUAAUCUCGAACGUGCAAUUGGUAUUCACAUUUUACCGUAACACAGGUGUAGAUGUCUUAGACGACGAUGGUGCGCGGCUGACAAAUCGUAAAUCAGAGACACUGUUCUUUGACAACGGCAUCGUACGCGAUGCUGAAGCUAGUCCGAAACAAAUUAAUAUCAGCAACAGGGAUUCACUGCAAAAUGAUUUGCGAGCAAUUCAACGACCCCAACCGAAAAAGUUGCCAACAAAAAAUGUGGGUGCCAUUCCACCGCCACCGCAACGUGAAAGCAGCAUCGGCCCAAUCGAAGAAAAUCUGUCAACAUCGCCUAAUAAACGAGAGCCUCCAUUGCCUCCGCCACGGCCACACAAACACGCUCGAAGUAGUAGUUUAGAUUUAGAUAAAUUGAAAUUAAAUGCACCAGUGCCACCGGAGGUUCCGCCCCGAGUAUCACCGCAGAUGAUUUCACAAAUAAGUCUGGACGCGCAGCUGGAUGCGGCCGAUUCUUCAUUCGCCGAUUUUGCACACUUUCCAGAAACAGUUAUUGAGCAUGAGGUAUCGUUGCGAAAGCGUCAACUUCCCGAUGUACCAGACGGUCACACCGCCGACGAAUCCGGACGAUUUCCUCACAUACGGCCAUAUCAGCAACCAACAUCUUACAUUGACCCCAACGCGGACAGUUCACAUUUACGUAUGAGCCAAGUGCAAGUACCAUCACUCCAAUCGUCACAACGAUCCAGCGCAUUCGAAGUGUAUCGCAAGCCAACACCGCGUGAAGUGAAUUCACCGGAAGCAUCAUCCACCCGGCCAAACAUCGACUACGAGAAACGAGUGUCGGCCAUCAGCGAAACGCUGCGCCAAGUGUCGUUGAAACAGGAUCGCCAGCUGAACGAUGUGGUGCAACAGUUAAAGGAACAAAAUAGCUUGCUGCUGAAAUUGUGCAGUGAUUUGAGCGAUGAACUGUUGACGGUUAGACGUCAAAAGGAAGAAAUCAAACAGAAAUUGGAUACGGUCGGAGGAGGAGGAGCAUCGAGCAGUGGAGCAGUGGUAGGUGGAUUGCAUUCGACUGAUAUAAUAUAAAAAAAUGCAGGAAUUUCAUGUCUUUGUUCUAAAUUCUAUUUUUUUUUUUAAAUUGAUCAUUGUCAAUCGUACACACAGAUAGACUCAGACUCAUUUUAUCGAACUCAUGGUUAAGAUGGAUGAAUAUUUAUAUAUUUUAUAUUAAAAUAUUAGACACUCUGAUUCCUUUUCAUCAACAACAAAUUCAGAAUUACAAAAAGAAAAUGAAGAAAAUCAAAUUUAAAUUUAGCAAAAAAAAAGCGAAACUAAAACGUGUGCAUUUGUGUGUGUGAUGUGUGUUCCUGGCUGUACAAAUGUCCGAAUUAGUUAAUUAAUUUCGAUUUGUUUUACGAUUAUUUUUUUUGUCAUAUUUCUACUAUGUAAUGCUAAGUCUUAUAAGAUUAAUGAAAAUAUUACGUAAGUCAAUGUGUUGUUCGAUAUAUAAAAUACAAAAAAAUAUUUCCAUAUCAUUUUCGGACGCUUGUACACGACAGGGCUUUUUAAUUUUCCGUUUCCCCCCGAGCACCGAAUGUUUUUAUUCUAAAGAAAAGAAAAAAUUAUAAUGUAGCACAUCAUCAGCUAAUCGUUAAUUAAUAAAAAGAAAAUCUAAAAAUCAUCAAUUGAUUAAGUAAUAAAAAUUUAAUUGAAUAAAAUUAAAUGAAGAAAAACCCUAAAAUUAUUAUCUAUAAAUGACUAACGUAUGGAAAGUAUUUUUAUAUGAAAAAUGAAUCUAAAAAAAAGUGAACAUAAAAUUCUAAUACCAUUGGAUAUGAAUUGCGAGUGAUUUUCAUUUCUUUUUCCUGUUUUUUUUAUUUUAUUUAAAACAAAUUUUGCGAAUUUUGGUUGUAGCAAAAACGAGGAAAAAAGAAAAGAUUUUUUUAAAAUUAGAAAACGCUUUUAAUGUAAAGAGAAAAAUUAUUAAAGAAAACAAGAGAGAAACAAAAAAAAUCAUAAAAACAAAAGGUGAUAUAUGUAAUUUAGUGCUUCAAAAGCGUUAAAUUUUGUUAAAUAUUCUAUUGUACAUUGUAAAUUUGUUAUAGUUGGGUGUAUUUUAGCAAAAAAAAAGAAGAAGAAGAAAAACACAGAAAAAAAUCAUUUAUAUUUUCUCAUCGAAACCCCAUAUUAUAGCAAGUCAGCCAUAUAUAACGUGUGCGAGUGUAAAAGAAAGUGAUUGAUUAGAAUAACGUGUCUUUUGAAUAAACAGUAGCUCAUUUGACUAUCAAAACGAUUCAAUACUCAAUACUCAUCUUGUAAAAGUAUUACUUCUCGGUAUGGUUUCGAUUCACAAGAAACAGAUUUUAAAAAACUCACAAAAUAAAACAUUCGUUUUGAUUCAGGCUCGGAACAAGUCCAAUUCAGGUCUUUCACAAUCAUCUCACCUUAUAGACGACUCGGCUAUAGUCUGAAGGUGGCUUGAUUUUGUAUACGGAAUCUGUUGCUUCUCAGCGCACAUAUCGGUUUUUUCUGUAGGAAACAUAUUAAAACUGGAAUAUCUAAUCAGGUCAGCUUCAGGGGUUACCUGCAAGUAUAACAUGAAGUUGACUUUUUUUUUAAAGAUUUAGAGAUUGAAUACGUUGUCUACUAAAGCAUCCACAUGUGUAAUUGAAAACAGCUAACUACGAAUCAUGGCACCUUUGGAUUAUAGCCGAGCUUUCUUUAAGAUGAUUGAGUUAAUUUUCGAAAAUCCGAAUUUCAUCUGUUCCUGAGUCUCAGAUUUUAAAGUGUCUUCUCAAAUUAAAAAAAAAAACAUCAAACGCUCUAGAGUGGUUGUUCGCUUCAUUCAACAACAGGACGAACAACUUAUUAUAAAUUAAACAAUUUCAGUUAUUACUCAACCUACCAAAGUUGUAGAUUCUGUUUUUACGGAUCUGAAAUUUUCGUACAAAUUUUUACAGACACCUACCUGAUUGGUACAUUAAGGUUAGGGCAAAAUUUGAUUAGGUCAGUACAAGGUCCAAACAUGACCUGAGAAUUCCUGUAGCAAUGUUCACAUACAACUGACCAGUUCUGAGCUUCAAUUUCAGUCUGACUCGGUUGAAGUUAUUGUCCGAGUGACAGACAUUUUAUAGUUUUGUUUGUACUUUCUACCAUUAACUGACGAUGAAUCUUCAGAUGCAUAGGAUAUAGGAUAGCCUUUAUUUCCUUCAUUAAUACGUAUGUUCGAAGUUUUUCCGACCAGGUGUUAAUACAUUUCUGAAAAUUUUUACGACCCUCUCGAAGACCACUUUUCUGGAAGUUAUCCGAUAUAAGUAACAGGAUUCGGUUCUGAUGUGAGAAUAGAGAAAACGAAUUGAUUCAGGCGUGAACAUAAUAUAAUCUUGAUUUUGUAUAAACCUGCCAAAGUGUUCGCUUUCCCUCUCAAGUUUUAUAGUUCAAGAGAAUGCUUUGCUUGCAAUCAUUCGGUUUGUAUUCCAUUAACAUACAACAAAAUAACCAAUGCUCUUAUUGUGUGUCCUAGCUAAUAAUUUCAGUGCUGAUAAUCGAACGAUAAAAUUCAUGUAACAUUUUCUUCUUAAACAAUAAAAUAUCACUAACGACCUGAUAUAGAUUUGAGCAACAAAAUUAUUCCUCUGCCAAUAUUCCUACCAUUCACCAUAAAACGAAUAAAACAUUUUUAAAUAAAUUGCAGUCGUUAUACACAAUUUUAAUCAAUUACUUCUUAAUUUCAUGUUGAUUAGCCGAUAAUCCACCAUUUGAAAUUAAUGUCUCACACAAAGAAAA
Bradysia coprophila is the source of this 5389-nucleotide messenger RNA. RefSeq names its product RALBP1 associated Eps domain containing (gene Reps). Gene Ontology annotation, molecular function: calcium ion binding; protein binding. Gene Ontology annotation, cellular component: plasma membrane; cytoplasm. The record is from RefSeq and is a predicted model, not a curated record. NCBI's taxonomy places the organism in Eukaryota, Metazoa, Arthropoda, Insecta, Diptera, Sciaridae. Gene Ontology annotation, biological process: endocytosis; endosomal transport.